Molecule: messenger RNA, 1608 nt
Organism: Fibroporia radiculosa
Lineage: Eukaryota; Fungi; Basidiomycota; Agaricomycetes; Polyporales; Fibroporiaceae
Exons: 6
Coding region: 1-1608 (535 amino acids)
Molecular function (GO): protein binding
Source: RefSeq, a predicted model, not a curated record
AUGUCUCUCAAGGCUGAACUCGAGACCUGGGCUGCUGCCCUCAAGGCCUACGACGAUGAAGACUUUGAUAAGAGUAUCGAACUCUUCUCGACCAUCAGCGACUCGUCCAAAAUCCUCACCAACAUGGGUCUCAUCUACGCUACUCUCGGCGAGCACGAGGCUGCCGUCGAACAGUUCAAUGCUGCCAUCCAGCUCGACCAAUAUCUCGCCGUCGCAUACUUCCAAUCCGGUGUCUCCAACUUUCUGCUCGCUCGAUACCCCAACGCUCUUGACGAUUUUGCCGAUGCUUUGCUUUAUCUACGGGGAAAUCCUUCCAUUGAAUAUGCCCAGCUCGGUCUCAAGUUUACCCUAUAUGCCGCAGAGGUCCUCUUCAACAAGGGUCUCUGUCACAUCUACCAGGGACGCGCCGAAAUAGAUAGGGGAGAGAGGGAUGGCCAAGUCGAAAUAGGUAUGGGCAUGAAGGAGCUCCAAGAGGCACAGAAGGAGAAAGUCACGGACGAGCACAAUGUCAUCGACGAUGCCAUCAGGGAGAAUGCAGAGGGAUAUACUGUAUUUAGCAUUCCUGUCGGAGUACUCUACCGUCCGUCGGAUAAGAAGUUGCAGAACGCAAAGACUAAGGAUUAUAUGGGCAAGGCGAAACUUGUCGCCGCAGAAGAUGCUAGUGAGGCGUUUACGGAGUUCACUGGCGCCGCACGGAUGAAGAUGGGCAUCAGUCCAACUGGUUCCACGGAAUUUAUCAGCGGUGGCCUCACGCGCGCCGUAACGGUCGCAAACCCUGCUCCUCCUCCUAAGGCGCAAGAAGGCAUAGACCGUCCUAGGAUCCAGCGGGCCAACACGACGAUCAAUGUUCCUGAUCGUUCCCGCUCCGUCCCCUCAAGCCCUGCAGGUGCAGAUUCCCCCGGUCUGUCUCGUCCUCCGGCCAGUGCCGUUCCUGCGCGCUCUCCUAGCACACGAUUGGCGCGUAGUGGGACAACCAUUGGAUCAGGAUCGGGGCGCAUGCCUGUUCCCCCCACGCGUGGCCUCAGCAUUCGGAAGCCAGGCCCGACUAUGGACGCUGCGCAGCUCCCCAGGGGGAUGCGCACUACGACAGAAUUUUACGACACGUAUCUCAACUCCUACAGCGAUGACCCUCUGUCGCCAGUCGCCGAGCAGCCGAUCACCAUGGCGCGCUCAAAUACCGCGCGCCGCGCGCCGCAGCGCUCGCAGUCGACCUCACGGAACGUCGGCGGGAGUAUACGUAGGAAGCCGACGCGCCGCGGCACCGUGAAACGUAGAUAUGACGACGAAGAGGAGGAGGAAGGGUAUGCAAGCGGUGACGCGGAGGACGAGCUGGGCGACAUUGCGAAGAUCCGCGUGAAGCUGCACUACCGUGACGACGUGCGCGGGAUGGCGCUGGUGCCCGACAUGUCCUGGGAGGAGUUCGUCGACCGCGUCACGAGCAAGUUUGGGCGUCCGCUCGAUGGCCUGGGCAUGCAGUUCAAGGACGAAGAUGGGGGGAAGGUAACGCUGCGUGACGAAAUGGACUAUGAGCUUGCUAUCGAAACCGCCCGCGAGAGUGCCAAGGGCAGGUCCGAGGGUCGGCUUGAGAUUUGGUGUACCGACGAGUGA